CACCACAGUCACCACCAUCAAUCAUCCAGUUCACUACUCUCUGCCACCGUCUGAAGUACCCCGGCGCACUUUCAAAGAUCUAUAUGAAGUUGUUUUCCGAUUGUCGAAAAUACCUUGGAGGGCUUCAGACAGCGGCAAAGCAGUAUUACCUGACAACCACUGCCGAUCCUGGAGCAUCACGAUGAGUUCCUUCCUAGAGCUCCCUGGCGAGCUCCGCAACCAUAUCUACACCAAACUCGUUGCUACCAAUCGAUCAGCAUCCAAGAAGCUCGCCUUUCUGCUGACUUGUCGUCAAGUCCAUCAAGAAGCCUGGCGUAUUGCUUGGGAAGCUACUACAUUCGAAAUCAAUCAGCUUCACCCGCCAAC
Molecule: messenger RNA, 366 nt
Organism: Mytilinidion resinicola
Lineage: Eukaryota; Fungi; Ascomycota; Dothideomycetes; Mytilinidiales; Mytilinidiaceae
Exons: 2
Source: RefSeq, a predicted model, not a curated record